AUGAUGCCCAGACAAGGCUAUGCGCCCACGCCGCAUAGCUAUGUUCCCAACACGAGCCUCUCAGCAACCAUAAACCUCGACGAGGAAGUGAAGCUCACCAACACCCGAGCCGAGCGCGACCUGCAAGACUCCCUCGCGGAGCUCUUCAGCAUCAUCGUCACGCUCGACGAGCUCGAAAAGGCCUUCCUCAAAGAUGCCAUCCCCGAGGCCGAGUACACGGAGAUUUGCGAGCGCUCGCUGCGCCAGUACAAGGCGCUGCUGGCCGACGAGGGCAUAGCGCGCGAGUUUGAGGGCCUGGAGGAGUUCAAGGCCAAGUGGGAUCUCGAGGCCCCCCGCGCGACCGAGCGCCUCCGCGUCGGCAUGCCCUCCACCACCGUCACGGCCUCGUCCUUCUCCGCGGCGCCGUCCGCCGCCGCCGCCGCCGCCAACAACACGAGCGGCGUGCUGAUCCUCGAGGCGACGCAAGAGUUCAUCACCUUCCUCGACGCCGUCAAGCUCGGCAUGCUGUCCAAGGACCAGCUCCACCCGCUCCUCUCCGACGUGAUCCAGUCGGUCAACCGCGUCACCGACCAGGACUUUGACAGCCGCGGCAAGAUUGUCCAGUGGCUCAUCACCCUCAACCAGAUGCGCGCCACCGAGGAGCUGAGCGAGCAGCAGGCGCGCGAGCUCGAGAUGGACAUUCAGCAGGCGUACCAGGGGUUCAGGCGGACCUUGACGUGA
Purpureocillium lilacinum is the source of this 720-nucleotide messenger RNA. Its product is annotated as vacuolar protein-sorting-associated protein 28. NCBI's taxonomy places the organism in Eukaryota, Fungi, Ascomycota, Sordariomycetes, Hypocreales, Ophiocordycipitaceae. Gene Ontology annotation, biological process: protein transport to vacuole involved in ubiquitin-dependent protein catabolic process via the multivesicular body sorting pathway. Gene Ontology annotation, molecular function: protein-containing complex binding. The record is from RefSeq and is a predicted model, not a curated record. Gene Ontology annotation, cellular component: ESCRT I complex.